This is a messenger RNA of Cooperia oncophora, 402 nucleotides long. NCBI's taxonomy places the organism in Eukaryota, Metazoa, Nematoda, Chromadorea, Rhabditida, Trichostrongylidae. The record is from the annotation of a GenBank genome assembly.
AUGGCGGAAUGUCGUGAUUUGAACGGCUAUGUUGGAGCUUGCCCACUACAUUGGUGGGGACUUGCGGUGAAUCGCCGAUACGAGACCAUUUCACUGGAACAGAAGGUGAUAAUCCGACGCCUCAGUGAUUACAAGGUUCAGGAGUUGAAAAACGAGUGCAAAAAGAGGCAGUUGCCGGUCUCAGGUGCGAAGCCGCAACUGCUGGAGCGAUUACGUCCAUUCGAAAAGGCCAUAUUGGGCGUAUCGCCACCUCUGACACCAGAACCGGUGCAGUUCACCAACAGCGGCAUCAACAGCAGUACGGCAGUAAGCUCUAUGCAAGAAGUUCAUCAACAGCAGCCUGUACAAGAGGUCGUCCAUGGCACCGUCAUGCAGACUCCGCCAGUUGGUGAGGACCCUUGA